Ictidomys tridecemlineatus (thirteen-lined ground squirrel) is the source of this 1306-nucleotide messenger RNA. Lineage: Eukaryota; Metazoa; Chordata; Mammalia; Rodentia; Sciuridae. The record is from RefSeq and is a predicted model, not a curated record.
GAGUGGGCGGGAUAAAGAGUGCGUGACUCUUUGUUCCCAGUCCAAGAUGGCUGCGUCCAUGGCUCGGCGUUUGUGGCCUUUGUUGGCUCGUCGAGGGCUUCGGCCCCAGGGAAACUGUGUCUCCAGCCAGAACCCAAGGAGGAGUUUCGCUGCAGAGAAACCAGACCGGAACCUCCUGUACGAGCACGCGCGCGAGGGCUACAGCGCUCUCCCUCAGUUGGAUAUGGAGCCUCUGUGCGCAUGCCCAGAAGAGGUCGCGCGUGCCCUGGACCUCCGCAAGGGGGAGCUGCGGCCGGCUGACCUGCCCGCGAUCAUUGCAGUGUGGCAGGAGCUGAGGCAGCUGCGAGAGCAGAUCCGGAGCCUGGAGGCAGAGAAGGAGGCUGUGACAGAGGCCGUGCGGGCCCUGCUGGUGAGCAUGGGCCUGAGCAGGUGGGGAGCAGCAGUGAGGGUCCCUCCCACUUCCUUCCCCUCUCACCCCUCUGCUUUCCACCCACAUCCAGCUUUCUCCUUCCAACCCCGGGGCCACCUGGAAAUUGGCGAGAAGCUCGACAUCAUCCGUCAGAAGCGCCUGUCCCACGUGUCCGGCCACCGCUCCUAUUACCUCCGCGGGGCAGGGGCCCUUCUGCAGCACGGUCUGGUCAACUUCACCCUCAGCAAGCUGGUCCGCCGGGGCUUCACCCCCAUGACGGUGCCAGACCUUCUCCGAGGAGCCGUGUUCGAAGGCUGUGGGAUGACGCCAAAUGCCACCCCGUCCCAAAUUUACAACAUUGACCCCUCCCGCUUCGAAGACCUCAACUUGGCUGGCACGGCCGAGGUCGGGCUCGCAGGUUACUUCAUGGACCACACUGUGGCUGUCAGGGACCUGCCAGUCAGGAUGGUCUGUUCCAGCACCUGUUACCGGGCCGAGACGGACACGGCCAAGGAGCCCCGGGGGCUGUACCGCGUGCACCACUUCACCAAGGUGGAGAUGUUUGGAGUGACAGGCCCCGGGCUGGAGCAGAGCUCGCAGCUGCUGGAGGACUUCCUGUCCCUUCAGGUGGAGAUCUUGACGGAGCUGGGCCUGCACUUCCGGUGCGGAGAGGGACACUUCUGGGGGGUGAACGCCACGGCCUGCGCGGUGCCACGCCUCCUCAUCGCUCUCCUGGAGAGCAACCAGCAGAAGGACGGCUCCGUCCUCGUGCCCCCUGCGCUCCAGCCCUACCUCGGCACCGAUCGCAUCACGGCCCCCACCCACGUGCCUCUCCAGUACAUUGGUCCCAACCAACCCCGGAAGCCCAGAGACCCUGGCCAGGCGGCCUCCAGCUGA